GCUGGAGCUCAGGGUUGGUCAGGCCUAAGUGGGCCCUAGGCGGACGUGAGCAGGGUCGGACCAAGAUGGCGAUGCAGGUGGUGCAAGCGGUGCAGGCGGUUCAUCUGGAGUCGGAUGCUUUCCUAGUUUGUCUCAACCACGCUCUGAGCACAGAGAAGGAGGAGGUGAUGGGACUGUGCAUAGGGGAGUUGAAUGAUGACACCAGGAGUGACUCCAAAUUUACAUAUACUGGAACUGAAAUGCGCACAGUCGCUGAAAAGGUUGACACCGUCAGAAUUGUUCACAUCCAUUCUGUCAUCAUCUUGCGACGUUCUGAUAAGAGGAAGGACCGAGUGGAAAUUUCGCCAGAGCAGCUAUCUGCGGCCUCAACAGAGGCGGAGAGGUUGGCUGAACUAACAGGUCGUCCCAUGAGAGUGGUGGGCUGGUAUCACUCCCAUCCUCAUAUAACUGUUUGGCCUUCACAUGUUGAUGUUCGCACACAAGCCAUGUACCAGAUGAUGGAUCAAGGCUUUGUAGGACUUAUUUUUUCCUGUUUCAUAGAAGAUAAAAACACAAAGACUGGCCGGGUACUCUACACUUGCUUUCAAUCCAUUCAGGCCCAAAAGAGCUCAGAGUAUGAGAGAAUUGAAAUCCCAAUCCAUAUUGUACCUCAUGUGAGUAUUGGAAAAGUGUGCCUUGAAUCAGCAGUUGAGCUGCCCAAGAUCCUGUGCCAAGAGGAGCAGGAUGCAUAUAGGAGGAUCCACAGUCUUACACAUCUGGACUCAGUAACCAAGAUCCAUAAUGGCUCAGUGUUUACCAAGAACCUGUGCAGUCAGAUGUCAGCAGUCAGCGGACCUCUCCUACAGUGGUUGGAGGACAGACUGGAGCAAAACCAACAUCAUUUACAGGAGUUGGAACAAGAAAAGGAAGAGCUUAUGCAAGAACUUUCUUCUCUAGAAUAAAGUGGGAGACAAAAUGAAGAAAAAAUGAAAAUAUCCAAGUGUAAAAUUAAUUAAGCUAAAUCAAUUUUGAAGAAAAAGUUGGAAGACUCACAUUACUUGAUUGAAGACUUACUAUAAAGCAAGAGUAAUCAGAUGGUAAGGUAUAUGCCCAACGGAUUUUGACAAAGUUAUGAAAGCAAUUCAGUAAAGGAAGGAUGUUCUUUUUAACAAAUGAUGCUGGAGUAAUUGGACACCCAAAGGCAAAAAAUGAACUUUGACAUAAAAUGCAAACCUUAAAC
Myotis lucifugus (little brown bat) is the source of this 1219-nucleotide messenger RNA. RefSeq names its product BRCA1/BRCA2-containing complex subunit 3 (gene BRCC3). The record is from RefSeq and is a predicted model, not a curated record. The transcript is spliced from 11 exons. Gene Ontology annotation, molecular function: polyubiquitin modification-dependent protein binding; metallopeptidase activity; cysteine-type deubiquitinase activity. Gene Ontology annotation, cellular component: BRISC complex; BRCA1-A complex. NCBI's taxonomy places the organism in Eukaryota, Metazoa, Chordata, Mammalia, Chiroptera, Vespertilionidae. Bases 66 to 941 code for a protein of 291 amino acids. Gene Ontology annotation, biological process: double-strand break repair.